This is a messenger RNA of Trichoplusia ni (cabbage looper), 1113 nucleotides long. RefSeq lists its product as uncharacterized. The transcript has 5 exons. Lineage: Eukaryota; Metazoa; Arthropoda; Insecta; Lepidoptera; Noctuidae. Bases 358 to 1008 code for a protein of 216 amino acids. The record is from RefSeq and is a predicted model, not a curated record.
CUAAUUUUAAAUGUUGUUAAUGAUUAAAAAUGAAAUGCAUUUAAGAUCGCCGACCUAGCUAAACUAGGUAUAACUAUUAUUUGUCUUAGCUAAUCAAUGGGUUGGUAAUUAAUGACUGUCGUCGAUGAAAUUAUUGAAACCUAUACCACAAAACCUCCUUGCAGAAACAUAAGAAAAGUUUGACAUCUAGAAGCAGAAGUAAAUGUGACAACGUCAACGGCAAAUUCUAAAAAAGGCACCCUUGGGCGACACACACACCUACAAACAGAAAAUAACUAAAUAAUGUUGUAAUACAUUAGAUACACCCUGACCGUGCCAAACAGUGCACGCGUUGGGUAAAACCUUGAAAUUUAACAAAUGACAAUGGCGUCAGAACUAGCAAAAGACUUCACUGAACCGGUGAUAAGCCCUCAAUACAGCCCGAUCAUGUUCGGAGACACUGGCGUGAACCCCUCUCACACCCCCUCCACCGAGACCUUCACUACGAGGUCCAGGUCCAGGUCUGGGUCCGCGUCCAGAGAAUCCGCUUUAAGUGGAAUACAGCAGCAACAACAACCUAAGCAAGAGGACCCUGUCUCCGACUCCUCAUACACUCUGGCGAGUGACGGGAGCCAGUACAGCAACGAUGUCGACCUUUGGAUCAGGGGUAACAACACGGAGAGCACUGGGAUACAGGGUAGCAGGGUGGUGGUAGUACAGCGCUCCACGCUGGCGCCGUCGUCGUCGAUGGACAACGGCAUGAUGUACCUGAUGGCGGUGCUGCUGCCGCUGUUCAGCGUCAACAACUGCGUGCAGUGGAGGUGCACGCCUAGCACAAUGAUAGGCGCAGCGGAGCUGAUCCUGCACCACCUGACCCGGUUCUGCGGGCAGGCGCGCGCGCACAUCCGACGCCUCGCGCAGGACCAGAUCGCACGCGACCUCUUCGCCACUGCCAUGGAUAUCGUCCUCGUGGUCUAUGCCAUCGGAUUCCUCGUCCUCUCCUUAUAUCAAGCCUCUAUCAUUGGUUGAAUUCGAACCUGUAGUACUACGAGUAUUGAAACAGUGAAGUCAAUAGGUGCAAUGUGUUAUAUAAUUAUGGUCUCAUUUUAUUAUAGUUUAUUAACUUUGGGUGCA